AUGCCAAGCAGUACUAUUGAAAAAAAAUUUGACCCGGUCUUAGGAGGACAUUUUAUUCUUAUAUGUUUUCCAUCUAUGCUAUCUAUACAGUUAGGAAAAUUCUAUCGCUCUCUGAAUCCAAUUUCUGAUUGUUUCCAAACUUCUUCUGUAGAUGUAGCCAAAUAUAGUGGUUGUAAAACAUUUCAUAGCUCUACACAUACUUCUUUCACAAUACUAGAAACAGUAGUGCGUCCGACUCUGAAAGAAAAUGCUAUUGUAUGGUGCGACUCUCCUGUUGCCAAAUAUCUGAAAUAAUAAGUAAAUUAUACAUUUCAAAAAAAAAAUACUCAAUUGCGAUGAACACUCGAUAGAGUUCACGUAAAUUGGUCCUAUGUAAUUAAUCGUGGUAUAACUUAUUUUACUAUAAAUAUCAGGGUUGAAACGUAUAAUAUAAAACACAUAAUUAUAUAUAUUUUUUACCGUACAAAAUAAAUAAGUAAUAAUAAAUAUUUAAUAUACAUUUAUAAUUUAAAGUUCAAUUUUAAACUAACAAUUAUUAAAUUAUUAAAUCACAAUGGUUGUUAAACCAAAUAUUUAUAUUAUUUAAACUUUGUUUUAAUUAACAGGUGAAACUGUGAAGCAUAAAUGGAAGAACCUAUAUGAUUCAUAUAUUAAAUAUAUUAAGUUUUUAAAGGGAUCAACCGGAUCUGCUAAAAAAAUACCAAAAUUGGCCAUGGGCAGCUCAUUUGGAAUUUUUGAAAAAUACAGUAGUACCUCGAGUGACUACUUCAAAUGUAUCACAGACCCAUGAAAUAUCGCACAUUGAUGAAGCUUAUGAACAGGAUGAGACUGCAGAUAGCGAAAUCAUUGUAACUUUGCUAUCUCAAAUGCUACCACCUAAAAAAACACCAAAAGGAAAAGAAGUUACAGAAGACGUCGCUGCUGUAAUAACAUAUCUUGAGAACAAAAUAAAAAGCAAAACUGAUACAAAACUUGACCACAUAGAUAGUUUGUUCUUGCCAUACCUUCAAGACAUGUUCGCCAAGAACACAAACCAUUCUUAAAAUGGAGAUGUCGCACUGUUGUUCGGACUAGCUGAACUCAGCGAGGUGGACGCUUGUACUUUAACUCGAUCCUCUCCAAUGUACUCAACAACUUCGUCUUGGUCAGAUAGUAACUCAAAUGGGGCUGAUAAUUUCACUGGUAAUAUCAUUCAUCCACUCAACUAUUCAAACCUACAUCUAAGCACCGACACACCAAUUUCGUCACCACUCGGAUCUUACCAGGUUUCUCAGUCAACCAGAGAUUUAUACGAAAACGCGACAAUGUUCAUUGAUACACAACCAAAUAACACUCAGACAUAG
Cinara cedri is the source of this 1343-nucleotide messenger RNA. NCBI's taxonomy places the organism in Eukaryota, Metazoa, Arthropoda, Insecta, Hemiptera, Aphididae. The record is from the annotation of a GenBank genome assembly.